Molecule: messenger RNA, 956 nt
Organism: Ilex paraguariensis (yerba mate)
Lineage: Eukaryota; Viridiplantae; Streptophyta; Magnoliopsida; Aquifoliales; Aquifoliaceae
Source: the annotation of a GenBank genome assembly
AUGGAAGGCAAAUUUUCGAAUUUGGAAAUGGUAUUUCAAGUUUUUGUCCAUCUUGUCAUGACUGAUGACUUUUUCUCAGAUAGAGACCAUGUACGUUGCAAGAAGCAGAGGCGCAGGGCGAUGCUUCAGAAAUGCAGUAUACAACAAAGGCUAAAGUCUCAAAGAUAUGGCAUAACUGGAAAGCAAAAGCCUGAGCAAUGGAGUUUAGAAGAGAAAUCCGAACCUCCAAAACUCAGCAUAGAGGAAAAGACCAAGAAAUGCAGCAAACAACAGAGGGUAAAGCCUCCAAGAUGUGGCAAAACUGGAAAGAUAAAGCCUGAGCGAUGGAGUUUAGAAGAGAAGUCCGAACCUCCAAAAUGCAGCUUAGAGGAAAAAACGUUGGGGGGGAAAAGCACCAUAGAAGGAAUGGAAGAAAUGAUGGCUAAACGACUGCGUGAAAAUGCAGAACUCAUCAAUGACAUACUUAAAGGAAACCUAGCAGAGGAUGUGGACUACAGAUUGGCCGAUUUGAGAAAUGCAGAGGCCUUCCAGACUGAUAUCACCAGACUUCAAGGUGACAAGCUUAUUUCUUGCCUGGGUAAUGUUGCAAACACGCUUAAACAGCUUUGUGAUCUGGUCCAAGAAUGCGGUUAAUUUUCAUUGAGGAUUCCAAAUACCAAAUGGUGAAUUUUCCAAUCAUGUGAGCAUUAUAUUGGCUAGCUAACUUUUGUAUUUUAGGUCUUCAUGACCAAAGUGAACAUGUAUUAGUUUAGUUUGAGGUUUGAGAUUAUCUGAACAGUUUGAAAGUGAUACAGCGCAUUUAGACCUGUAAAAAUCAAGGACUCUCACUGUACCUCUAGUGCAAUAUGGACUAGAGAGGUGAUUCAUUGAGGAGACCUCAACUGCAAAGUUACCUGUAAAUUGGGAUAUCCUUGUGCAUCACAAUACUAGAGGAUUCCUCUCCUAACCUUAAUAGG